AGUGCGAUCGAGGCUGCGCGGCACUCCGCUGAUCCGCUCCGCUCCGCUCCAACACCCCUACGCGGACACGCGUGUUGUCAUCAAAAAUGAAAAAACAAAACCACGCGCGCCACGUGGCCGUGGCUGGCGGCCCCUCGCCGCAGCCCGGCACGCCGCCCGCCCGCGCUAGCCGGCCAUCAACCGCAUCUGAAAGGAGGAGUCCACCUGACGCCGCCCGCCUCCUCGUCACCCCGUUUCGCUUCGCCUUCCUUCCCCUCUCUCCCUUUAUUCCUAUCGGCGCUCGGCCACCUUCCCGCACCAACCCACUCGCCCCCGCAUUCCCGGGUGCCUCGCUUCGCUUUGCGCGCGAUUCGAUCCAGGCUUCUUUGGUUGGAGGCAUGGCCUCGUCGCCCGCGAGCAGCUACGACUGCUCCUUCAAGGUCCUGCUUAUCGGGGAUUCGGCCGUCGGCAAGAGCAGCCUCCUCGUCAGCUUCGUCUCCGCCGCUCACAUCGACGACGACAUCGCGCCAACCAUAGGGGUGGAUUUUAAAAUCAAUUUUCUCAGUGUGGGUGGGAAGAAACUAAAACUGACAAUAUGGGACACUGCCGGUCAAGAGAGGUUCAGGACAAUUACCAGCUCUUACUACAGGGGUGCUCAUGGGAUUAUUUUAGUUUAUGACGUUACAAAGAGGGAGAGUUUCACAAAUUUGGCUGAUGUGUGGACCAAGGAAAUAGAGUUACACUCAACAAAUAAGGAAUGCAUCAAAAUGCUUGUUGGAAAUAAAGUGGACAAGGAUGAGGACAGAAUGGUGACAAAAGAAGAAGGUCUUGCAUUUGCACAAGAACGUGGAUGUCUCUUUGUCGAGAGUAGUGCUAAAACAAGAGAAAACGUGGAAAAAUGUUUUGAAGAGCUUGCAUUAAAGGCAAAAUGUAAAUGCCUUCUGCUGGUGUACAGAUUCUCCAGGUUCCCAGUCUAUUGGAGGAAGGUUCUUCGGUUGUUAAGAGGAACACUCUGACUCUGAAACAAAAGCAGGAGAAUGCAAACCGAAGUGGAGGAUGCUGUCAGUAGGUCGGCCAGUUCUUGUUGCAAGCCACUCGAGGUAUCAUAUAUUUAGGUCCUUGUAAGUUGUAUUGGGAUGUAGAUGAGUUGUAUCUAAAUGCACAGCGGCAGAGCCAAUGCAAGUGAUGGGAGAACUAACCACUUGAGGUUUUGGUGUGAAUUGAUCUGUACAGAAGAAAAACCUUCUCUUGUUUUUCCUGUUUCUUGAUGUGGUAAUUUGCGCAAGUGAUGGGAGAACUAACCACUUGAGGUUUUGGUGUGAAUUGAUCUCUACAGAAGAAAAAUCUUCUCUCUUUUUUUCUGUUUCUUGAUGUGGUAAUUUGGUUUGUUGCUUGUAACGGAUCCUGUCAGCUGAUCACUUCAUUGAUUGUAUAUGUGGAAGUGUGGUACAUAGUUCAUGGCUUAUAAAGCCCCACUGUCAUGUGAA
This is a messenger RNA of Zea mays, 1466 nucleotides long. RefSeq names its product ras-related protein Rab-18. The record is from RefSeq and is a predicted model, not a curated record. The transcript has 6 exons. NCBI's taxonomy places the organism in Eukaryota, Viridiplantae, Streptophyta, Magnoliopsida, Poales, Poaceae. Gene Ontology annotation, molecular function: GTP binding; GTPase activity. Bases 87 to 995 code for a protein of 302 amino acids.